Messenger RNA from Pyricularia oryzae 70-15, 296 nucleotides. RefSeq lists its product as uncharacterized. Lineage: Eukaryota; Fungi; Ascomycota; Sordariomycetes; Magnaporthales; Pyriculariaceae. The record is from RefSeq and is a predicted model, not a curated record. The transcript has 2 exons. The annotation marks the transcript as partial.
CAAACGUUGUGCGCAAACAAGCAGUUUUUAUUACUACUCUUCCAUGCUCCUUUGGUCGUCUCUACUUGGCGAUCGUUCCGCAGCGGACAAGAGGAAACUGAAAGAGGAAAGAAGAAAAUAAAAACCAGGUGCUCAAAAUUUCACGCGGAUCUUCGAUUCAGCUGGGCCACCUCCGCCCGUUUAUUAGCGAGGUUGCUCCGAACUACGGGAAGAAACGGAGAUUGGAAAACUGUGAAAGGAAUCAAUUUGCAAGGGAGAGCUAAAAUCGCCCUAACUUUGACUUUGUGUAAAAAUAC